This is a messenger RNA of Drosophila arizonae, 793 nucleotides long. RefSeq names its product male fertility-related protein saturn (gene saturn). The record is from RefSeq and is a predicted model, not a curated record. NCBI's taxonomy places the organism in Eukaryota, Metazoa, Arthropoda, Insecta, Diptera, Drosophilidae.
GCAAGAAACAUUUUAAAAAAAUCUAAAUUAAAUUUUUAUUUUGUAAGUUGUAACCAAAGACCAAUGUGGGCAUUUAAAACAGUAAUCCCAUUUGAGACGGCUGUCAAGCUGCAUCCACAAUGCCGAAAAUGGCCUACAGUGUGCUGGUUAUUCUUGAAAAUCUAUGGAAUGUUUAAGUACGCGAUUUUGGAUCAAAAUCGUUUCUUUUGGAUUGAGCUAGGCUGUAUAAUUUCAUGCCUUUUGUUUAUCAAAUGGUGGCUCUGGCUAAGGAACACUAAACAGAGACUCGAACAGGCAGUAAUAGACGAAAGGAAGCUCAAUCAGCUACAUUUUGAGGAGAGUUUGGGUGAGCUUCUAUUGGCUGCAAAACUGAAUGCUGACAAACAGGAGGAGGAGCAAUCAGAUAAUUUAUCGAUGAUAGACACUGCAAGGGAUAGUAACUCGGACAUGUUAGUGGAUACAUCCACUCCACGCACCGAGACCGGCAAUGAGUCUCAGGCAAGUUCGUCAUCAAAUUGUCUAUGCCCUACCACCAGGUACAUCCAAACCAACAAGAAGAAGUCAGCCCCUAUUAAGCGCAAGCAUCCAGUGCCCGAAACAAUGGCUGUACCUAAAAAGUCCCCCAAGUGGAGACUUUAGACUUUGGCCUUUUUGUAGUUUUAGUCUCAGGGAGGGGAGCCAACAGAGUUCAAUAUUUUUUAUAUGUUCAUAAGUUUUUUAAAAUUUCCAGGUUAAUAUAGUUAAAUUGAAGUGACAGAGUAAAAAAAAUAAAUAAAAAAGAAAUUGAGCUACA